GAUAGCCCCAAUCUCUGGGUACACAAGACAAUCCAAUCGUUAAAAAGGGAAGUUGGGAGAAGUUUAUAAAAGAUAUAUCUAAAUAUAUUGUUACCUGUUAGAGAAGAAAUUGUUUGUUUUUUUUUUAAGAAAAAAUACUCUGAAUGUAAAAUGUAAAUGGACAUAUUCGAGAAACGGUUUGGACAGCAGCACACAAGGUAUAUUCAAGAUGAUACAGCAACCGUAAACUGCGUUAUAGAAACGGCUCAGCAGGUUAAUGGACACACGGAGUAUUUGCUACGACUAGAACGGGGUUAUGUAAAGCAGUAUUCGUGGAAAAUAUUACGUCGCUAUAAUGAUUUUGCAGAACUUCAGAAACACCUGUCCAUUUCUGAAAUUGACUUACCUUUUCCUGGUAAAAAGUUGUUUGGUAAUAUGCGGCCUGACUUUAUAGCUGAGCGACGAAAAGCAUUACAACUCUACAUAAACACCGUACUCAUGAAUCCCAUUCUUGCCUCAUCGCUUCCGGCAAAGCGGUUUGUCGAUCCCGACAGCUAUUCACAAUCUUUUCAUGAUCAAGCUGUUCAAAACGCAUUGCUCUGCUUGCGUAGUGAAGGAUUGUGGUCUCUUGGCUCAACACUGGGAGCCAUAGGAUGGCGUUUGAGAAAACACUAUUUCAAGGUCACACAAAAACCACCAGAUACAAAAUCCAGCAGCAAAUCUCUGGUGAAAAGCGGUUCACAAACACAUGCCCAGAUAAAGCAAAGCAGUGUUACUGGCGCAGAUCAAUUAUUGGACGCAUCUGCGUCCUCGGAGCUGGUAUUGGAAUGGUUGGAAUAUGGCCCUGACAAGUAUAUUGACGACAAGGAGCUGGGCGGCAUUUUAAAAAGUCUUGUUGGAUUACAGCAUCCCAAUAUUGAAGCAUUGCAUUAUGCAAUGCAUAAUGAGAAUGGAUGUCUGGUUAUAAGAAAAUUCCACAAGCAUGGAACGCUUAAGGAUAUUUUGUGCAUGGCAACGCCAAAAAAUCCAUUUUUGAGUAAAUAUGGAAAUCCCAAAGGCCGAAUGGCCUUGUCUAUGAAACAAGUUGCAGUUUAUGGAAAACAAAUUCUGGAAGUAUUAAUCUUUCUGCACUCCAAAGGUUAUCCGUAUGGACAUUUACAUUCAGGCAAUAUUGUUAUAAUCGACGAUUGUGUCAAACUAUUAGAUAUAGAAAACUAUGUGCUUGGAGUGCCCUCGUUCUACCGACCAUUUUUUGUACAGCAUGGCAAAAUCUAUAAAUCAGAAGCCAUCGAUGUUUACUGCUUUGGCCAUAUACUUUUUGAAAUGGCCAUGGGAUAUCCUAUGCAAGAGUCCAUUGUCAGGCAAAUAACAGACUGCCCCGAAAUUCUUAAAAACCUUCUUGAGAGCAUAUUGUCCAAGGAGGCUUGUAAAACCGGUCUACCAUCAUUGGAACAGUUAUUAGCCCACGAUUUUUUUAAACAAUACUCCCCAAGCGAGAUCUGUACAAAACCACUUAAUGACGAAUCCCAAAAACCCCACCUAAAAUUGUCACUUAAUGCCAAAGAAGCUAUAAAGCAAGCUAUUUUAAAGACCGAAAACAGGCUACGUGAGGAGCAGAAGUCGGUAAAAAAUCAAAAGCGUAUUGUUCGGGUACAAGAGCUGAUGAGCUCCGAAGAAGAAAAGCGUAAAUCAAAACAUAAGGCGAAACAGGAGUACAAGCAGUCAAAGCUCAAACAACAGGGAUCAUUACAGAAUAACAAUGGCCGUCUUGCAUUGUCAGCAGUUGGUGCGACUGGUUCUGUAACGGAGUCUUCAGAAAUCAGUCCACGGUCCCUAAAUCGUAUGAAUAGCGUUAUAACCAAUAACACUUCCCAAGACGCCAUGCAGGAUUUAAAAUCUCCUCCACCCACACCUGCUGCCUACCAAAGUUCUAACGAAGCUGAGACCCGCCAAACUAUCCGACAUCACACACAACAGUCUAUAAAUGAGAUGUCGCCGCCAGGUGCAGCCAGCAGCGUGGAUAGACAAUCAUCCUCACCCAACAUCACUUCUGACGAACAAGUUUCGGCAGAAACCGAAAUUGAACGUUCGGCUCUACUUGAGUCGAUCUGCAAAUUUAAUCGGGGUUCUUUGCGUAAAGUUCGAUCCAAUGACUAACCGGAUAACGCAAAACUUGGCUCAAAAAAUUGUGAACUUAUAAUUAAAUUAGUUGGACCAAAAAUCUGCUAUUAAAUAGCAAACCCGCACUUGAAACAUAACCCAUAUUGUAAUGUCUAAUUUCUUAUAAAUGUGUAAAUGUUGCAAAAGACAGGACGACAGAUACCCAAAUCUUUGAACACUAAAAGCUACAUUUAGUGCCCAAAUAUAUGUGUGCCCAGCAUUAAUUUCUCUGCACUCCACUCCACUUCACUCCACUCCAUCCAUCAAAUAACAUAAACAGUCCAUAACAUAUUUCGUCUUGAAUGUAAUGCUGAUUGUGUAUUUAUAUGAACAAAUAUGUAUAGGCAAAGUAAAGCACUAAAUCCCACCACUACUCAGAAGAACACCUCUAACUAAAUGCACAGUUUUGAAUCAAUGUUGUAACUAUAAAUGUAUAUGUAUGUAUAUUUCAUUAUAGAAUAAAUACAUUACUGCAUGUUCUUCUCUAAAGUCAAGUCAUUUU
Messenger RNA from Stomoxys calcitrans (stable fly), 2641 nucleotides. Its product is annotated as PX domain-containing protein kinase-like protein. The record is from RefSeq and is a predicted model, not a curated record. The coding region runs from base 157 to 2136 and encodes 659 amino acids. The transcript is spliced from 8 exons. Gene Ontology annotation, cellular component: extrinsic component of endosome membrane; early endosome; late endosome. Gene Ontology annotation, biological process: early endosome to late endosome transport; endosome to lysosome transport; protein phosphorylation. Gene Ontology annotation, molecular function: phosphatidylinositol binding; protein kinase activity; ATP binding. Lineage: Eukaryota; Metazoa; Arthropoda; Insecta; Diptera; Muscidae.